ACGCUGGUGACCGGCGCAGCAUGGACACGGCGCGGGGCUGCGCGGGCGUCCUGCUGCGAUCUCUGGUAUCCAUGGGAGUUUCUGUUGGGUCAGUAACAAGACAGACUCUGUUCCCUCCUCUUGCAUCUGCAGGACGACCUUUUCGUAUAUCAAAUCAUGACCGAAGCAGUCGGAAAGGAGUUGUUGCAAGCAGUCUGCAGGAUCUCAUUAGCAAGACCCUGGAUGCCUUCCUUAUUACAGCUGGAAUAGUUACUUUGGUUUUAGAGGAAGAUGGUACGGCUGUAGAUACAGAAGAGUUUUUUCAGUCUCUUGGGGAUAAUACACACUUCAUGAUUCUAGAAGAAGGACAGAAGUGGACACUAGGAGCAAAUUGCCUCGCUGUACAGCAACCAAAGAAAAUGGGCGUGGCCAACAUCACAUUUGAUUUGUACAAGCUGAAUCCGAAAGACUUCAUUGGUUGCUUAAAUAUUAGAGCUACUUUCUAUGAAAUCUACUCUGUGUCAUAUGAUAUCAAGUGUAUGGGAGCAAAAAAUGUGCUGCAGAAAGUGCUUCGUCUUCUGUCCCACCUGGCACAAGUAACUGGGCAAUUCCUCCUCUUCAUGGGAACUUACGUGUUGCAGUUAAUGGGUGACUGUGAGGAAGAGGGCAUGUGUACAGAUUCAAAGCACUAAUGAUGGGCAGUCUCGCUGUCUUUAAUUCUGGAUCCUUUCUCUUUUCAAAUGUUUCCAUGUUCAGCUUUAAAGGUAGUGGUCUGUGAUGAAGGCUUUAAUGUUCUCAAAGUAGCUGGAUUUCUGCUGAAGUGAAUGGAAACUUUGCAUGGCAAAUUGUGUGGAUCGUUUCACUCGUAAGAAUGUGACUUGUAAAUUGGGUUGGAGUCUUUUCUUUCAAAUGUAAUAAAUUAAAAAGGUGUCUAAUGUUUGGGAAUGGGAGGCAAAUGUCAACCCAAACUGUGCAUCAAACCAUGCAUUCUCUGUGCACACAAUGGAUUUGCCUGCACUGCUCAAAAUAUGAUAGCCUUGUAGGUGAACAACUACUUCAAAAUAUAUUCUCCCUACCAUUUAGGUCCUGAGGCCUGAAUAAUACUAGGAAUAGUAUUCACUCUGGAAAAUAUACUUAUUCAUUUCUACUAAAAUGUAAAUAAGCAACCACUUUUUCCAGUACAAUGAAAUUCACUGCAUCAGAGUUUGACUGGGUAGUUUAACGUAAGCCAUAAACUGAAUGCAAGUUUCUACAUGGGGCAUGUCUUUCAAGCACAGUAACAACACAGUAACUGCUUCUAUACAUCUCCCUGAAAAGGGACUAGAUUUCUUAGCCCUCUAGUAGUGUAAGCAUGGUUGCCAUCUGUCCAUAAAUUUAGAGCCAGGAAAAAUUCAGGCUAAAAAUUUCUGUCUGUAAACUCCAUUAAUUAAUUUAAGCCCUCUGUAAAAACUGUCAAGCCUAAGCUGUUUUGUGAAGCUCCCUCUUGGAAAGAAGCUGGGCAGCUGGAGCUUGAUUGAAGCACAGAGCUGAGCAAUGUCACCUGGUGUCUGAGCAGGAGCACAGCACUGUGCAGCAAACCUUCUUUUAGUGUUUUGUCAACUCUUUCCCCCUAUAGCCAUAUGCUGCUGCUGCUUCCCAUCCUGUAAUACUGCUGGUUGCAGGUUGGCUUCCUUAGGGGUCUUUGAUAGAGUGGGGCCAGAGGUGGGGAGAGGAGGAGCAGUCACAUGAUGCAGGUUACCGUCAGGAAUGUUGGUGUGGGGUAAGUAGAUGACCUCUGCUGGAGGAAGCAAGAUGGAAAAUCAUUGCUGCAGUCUAUGAACCCGAGAUG
This is a messenger RNA of Gavialis gangeticus (Gharial), 1807 nucleotides long. It is a transcript of the gene CIDEA, whose product is annotated as cell death-inducing DFFA-like effector a. Gene Ontology annotation, biological process: regulation of apoptotic process; apoptotic process; lipid storage. The coding region runs from base 21 to 671 and encodes 216 amino acids. The record is from RefSeq and is a predicted model, not a curated record. NCBI's taxonomy places the organism in Eukaryota, Metazoa, Chordata, Crocodylia, Gavialidae. The transcript has 5 exons. Gene Ontology annotation, cellular component: lipid droplet.